AUGGAUCCCACAAGUCUUCAAACACAAAUCAACUCCCUCAUCACAUUCGUCUCCUCCCACUGCUCUUCAGGAAAAGGCCUAGGCACCACCUCCUCCGCCAUCUACGACACCGCCUGGCUUUCCAUGAUCCAAAAGCCCUCCGACAACUCCAGAUCAUUCCUCUUCCCCCAAUGCUUCACCUACGUCCUCCAACACCAGCUCCCUUCGGGUGGAUGGUCCUACGCCACGCCCAUUGAUGCCAUCCUCAACACAGCCGCCGCCCUCCUGGCUCUCAAGCGCCACUCGCUUUUCUCUUCUUCUCACCGACCCACGCAGCAAGAACCCGACUGGCCCCUCCCCUCCCGUAUUGCCCAUGCUUCCACCGCUCUCAAAGAAAUGCUCAACAAAUGGGACGUCGCAUCAACAGACCAAGUCGGUUUUGAACUCCUCGUCACUCGUCUCCUCUUAUUGUUGGAAGAGGCCGGCGUGCAAGGACUGUCUGACUUCCCCGGCUCUGCGGCCCUCCGAGCCUUGCAUGAUGCCAAACUAGCCAAACUCCCAGCCAAUUACGUCUACCAAGCCCGUUCAACGCUUUAUCACUCCCUUGAGGCGCUGACGGGAUACAUCGACUUUACGGAAGUCGGGCAUCUGAAAGAGGAAAAUGGGAGUAUGCUUGCUUCGCCUGCGUCGACGGCUGCUUACCUUAUGGGCUUGGUGGAGAAGGGCAUGUGGGAUGCGCAAUCGGAGGAGUACCUGAGAGGGGUGGUGGAACGGGAGAGGUUUGGUGGUGAGGCGGAGGGGGAAGAGAAGGGCGAUGGGGGCGUGCCAUGUGCGUGGCCUACGGAGACUUUUGAGGUUACGUGGGUUGUUACUACGUUGGCGGAGGCGGGGGUUAGGUUUGACGAGGGUGGGGGAGCGGCGAUUAGAGAAUAUUUGGAGGAGGGGUGGGUGAAGCAGGGAGGGUUAUUUAGUUUUUUUCCCGGCGGACUUGUCGACGCGGAUGAUACGGCAAGAGCCAUCAUGGCUUUGAGACAUCUUGGUAAUACCGAGGUUGGCGUCGAGUCGCUGAUCAGGGCCUUUGAAGCAAAGGACCACUUCAGGACGUAUGAAGGAGAAAGGAAUCCGAGUAUCAGCGCUAACUGCAACGUUCUGACGUGUCUAUUGAUGAUGGAUGAUCCCACGAUCUAUGCUCAGCAGAUUGUCAAGACGGCCAAGUUCCUCUGUGAGCAGGUACACACUGAUAGUGUGAGGGAGAAAUGGCAUAUUAACGAACUCUACUGGAUGAUGCUCCUCUCCCAGUCUUUCGCCACUCUCUUCGACACAAUGGCGAGAAACCCCUCCCUCGAAGCAUCCAUCUUCCAACUCGCUCUAGAACUCCAGGAGCAAAUCCCGAUGGCCUCCCUUCAUGUCCUCGCCAAAGUCCUCGGCGCACAGGGCAUUGAUGGGUCAUGGGCAAACGGCAUCGUCGAACUCACAGCCUACGGCGUUCUCACCCUUUCCUGGCUCUCCCAUCUCCCCUGGAUCCAACAACUCGGCCGCAUGCAUGGAGUCAACUUCAUUACCGCUAGCAUCGAAAACGGCAAGGCCUUUUUGGAAGCUCACAAGCAAGACUGGAAGAAGGGCCAAUACCUCUGGAUCGAAAAGGUCACCUAUGCGUCGCUGGUAUUGUGCGAAACGUACUGUCUAGCCGCGGCCGUCGUGCCUGUCCCAGACUUCAGUGGUUCCAUCGUGGGCACCAAUGGCCAACUGCUGCAGAAGACCAAUGAUUCCCUCUUCGUCUCCGAGGGCUUGCUCAAGGGUGUGUUAAAAGCAGGCCAGCUCAUCUCCCUCACACCCCUGUUCAGGAAUCUGGCACCACAGCUGUUGAGAGUCGCAGAGAUGCAGGCAUGCUAUGCCCUUGGGUUUUUGCAGCGGAAGAGGGAAGAGCUGGGAAUUUUCCCUGCAAGAGAAGGGGCGGAUGAGAAGUACUUGACUUUUAUCCCGCUUACAUGGACGGCAAGCAAUGCUUUGCGGGUGCAAGCCACUGGCAGUCAUGGUCACAGCCACAGCGGAGGUCUAAGCAAUUACAUCCUGCAAGAGAUGAUGAUUUUAUCUUUGCUCAAUUACCAAGUCGACGAAUACAUGGAGACAGCCGUUGAGCGGGACUUUUUGGGUUUCUACAGCGGAAGCAGGGGCAGUCUCGAAGCCGUCAGGGAAGUGAUUGGGCAGGUGUUUAAGGAGUUUGAUCAUCCUAAUGGUACUAGUACUAGUAGGAGGAGGAGUAUCUGGGGAGAGGCAGAUCAUACGCCUACGAACCUGAAGAUCAUCCGGGCUACGCUGUCGAGAUAUGUUCGGCAUAUUCUGCUGCACCCGGCUGUUAAGGGGGCAUCGAAGGGUGUGCAGGGCAGAUUGGCAAAGGAGAUGCAGACGUUCCUGCUGGCGCACGUCCAGCACGCUGCUGACAACAUCCAAUUCGCCGCUUCAAGCCAGGUUCAGCAGGACAACCAUUCUCAUGAAGAGCAGGAGAUCGGUCUUCCGUCUCCCAUCUCCGAGACCAACGAUCCUUCCUCCCCCCAAGAGCCACCAUCUAAACGCCGCCAUCUUUCCACUUCUGCCUCCACCAGCACACAAGAGCAGCUCAAAACCAAAAUCUUCACACCCAAAGACUCUAGAACCUUCUACUCCUGGGUCCGCACAACCUCAGCAGACCACACCUCCUGUCCCUUCUCUUUUACUUUCUACACCUGCCUGCUUUCUCACAACGCCGGUAAUCAUGGCAACGGUAGCAAGCCCUGGAAUUUGUUUAAUCGGGAUGCAAAGACGAGUUAUGUUGCGGAAGCAAUGGUGAAAGGGUUGGCGAGUUUAUGUAGGAUGUAUAAUGAUUAUGGGUCGGUUGCUAGGGAUGCAGGGGAGGGGAAUCUGAAUUCUGUUAAUUUUCCUGAGUUUUACGUCUCUGGUAGGGGUGGUUCUCAAGGACUGGGAGGGAAGGAGAAUGGUGGUGGAAGCUUCGGAAGUGGUGGAAGCGUUGGAGGGGGGGAUAUUGGGAAUGCAGGGAAUGCAGGGGAAGGCGAGGAAGAGAAGAAGGUGAAGGAAGAGCUGAUGUGGAUUGCUGAGUAUGAGAGACGAGGACUGGAAAGAGCAAUGGAAGAAAUGAAGGCAUUAGUUGGGGCAAGGGAGAUGGACAAGGUGAGGUUGUUUGUUGAUGUGACAGAUUUGUAUGGGCAUAUUUAUGUGGUGAGGGAUAUUGGUGUUGGUGUUGGUGUUGGGGUGCAGAGGGGUUGA
This is a messenger RNA of Sordaria macrospora k-hell, 3240 nucleotides long. RefSeq lists its product as uncharacterized. Gene Ontology annotation, molecular function: terpene synthase activity; magnesium ion binding. The record is from RefSeq and is a predicted model, not a curated record. Gene Ontology annotation, biological process: diterpenoid biosynthetic process. NCBI's taxonomy places the organism in Eukaryota, Fungi, Ascomycota, Sordariomycetes, Sordariales, Sordariaceae.